UUAAACACUUUUCUCUCAGCUUCCCAAGAUGGCGGCAGCCUCGUCCAUCCAGCCGCCGAUCGUUCACUCUUCUCUCACCCGGGACAGCGCACUCUCCCCGGACAUGGACAGCCCCGAAAGCAGGCAGCCGGAGGAUGAGGAGGCGACGGCGGCCGCAGCGCAGCCCUCCGAGUCCUGCGUCUGCCUCCGCGACCUGCCGGACCUAGAGCCGGAGGAGAUCGAGAGGAGGCUGGCCAAAACUCGCAGGGAGCUGAGCAACAGGAGGAAAAUCCUCAUCAAAAACCUGCCGCCCGACACCUCCAACCAGGAAGUCCAUGAAAUUCUUAAAGAAUAUGAGCUAAAGUACUGCUUCGUGGACCGCAACAAAGGCACAGCCUUUGUGACUUUGCUGAACGGGGACCAGGCUCAGGAUGCCAUCCGCUCCCUCCACCACAGCACUGUCCGAGGACGCCUGAUCAACGUCACGCUGCAGCCCACAGAUUCCCUGCUCUGCCUCACCAACCUGCCCCACACCUUCACGGCGCAGCAGUUCGAGGAGUUGGUGCGCUUGUAUGGAAACAUAGAGCGCUCCUUCCUGGUUUACAGUGACCUAACGGGCCACUCCAAGGGCUAUGGGUUUGUCGAGUACAUGAAGAAGGACUCUGCUUCAAGGGCCCGCUCGGAGCUGUUGGGUCGCCCUCUGGGGGAUCGGUCGCUGAUGGUCCAGUGGAUGGAUGUCAACCAGCUGAGCCAGGAGGAGAACCUUCAUUCAAAGUGUUUGUGUGUCGACCGGCUGCCUCUUGACCUCUGCGACUCCGAGGAACUCGCUCAACUCUUCUCUGAAACAUAUAAACCAAUUUUCUGCCAGCUCGCUCAGGAUGAAGGGAGCCCGGUGAGAGGCUUUGGUGUGGUGGAGUAUGAGAGCGCAGAGCAGGCUGAAGCCGUGCUGACUGAGAUGGACCGAACUCUAGUGGGCGGGCAGGAGGUUCGUCUGUCGCUUUGCACCCCCGGCACCUCUGGGAGAAGUACCUUGGCUGCUCUCAUCGCCGCACAGGGAAUGAUUCUCAGUAACAGGAAAGGCUUACUACCAGAACCGAACCUGGCUCAGCUGUUGACAAGUAUGACCAAUCCAGCUGCCCUGCAGAUCCUUAUGAGGCCCUACCAGGGUGGGAAAAGAGGAGGAAAGUACGGGCGUAAUGCCGGCCUGCCCUUCCUCAGACCUCCUCUAACUGCGGCUCUGCUUACGCUGGGAAAAGCUCACCAGAACGCCAUGGUGGGUAACGGACUUGUCCUCCAGAACCUCCUGCACAUGCAGCUCGCACAGCAACAGCUUCUUCACAUCAAAGACAAGCGAAUCAGCAGUGUCACCAGUCUGCUUGGAGACCCUUCCAGGCUGCUGAUGCAGAAAGCUCUGUCUCUGAGGCCUCCAGGUCUCCUAUCACUGGGUAAAGGCAUCUUAGGUGACUCUCCUACAGAGCUGCUCCAGGAGCCUGUGCCAUCAACUACCCACAACUCUGCAGUAGUGGCUUCAGCAGCCGGGGUGAUGCCGUUUCUUCAGGGUCGAGGAGCAGGAACAGGAGGAGGAGACCAUAACAUCUCCCUGUCUGUGUCAACAGCCCCUUCUGCUUCCUCCUCUUCCUGUUCCACCUCCUGCGACAGACAGCCGGCUCCUCCUGGGACGUUGGGGAGCUCCCAGCCACAGGGACAGAGCUACUCUUUGGGUAUAAGUAACUCAGGCCUUGGCCCGCCUCCACCUAAACCCCCCGGAGGAGUGUAUGCAUCAUCCGGCCAGCACAACAGCUCAGAUGGUAACAGUCUGACUAACAUGGUAAACAGUGGACAGAAUUCUCUAUUAGGCGAUCCUCCUAAAGAAGUCAGACUGCCCUCUAAUCCAUACCUGAACUUGGCCAGUGUGAUGCCGGGAGUCGUUCUGCAAAACUCCGUGGCUAAUAAGCCUCAGGGAGGACAGCCAGGCGCCGGGGUGUAUGGGAACCCGGUCGCUCCCAUGGUCUCCCAGGGUUCGACCUCGUUCUCCCACAGCGUCGCAGCUACCACACCCGCCCCGUACAGCUCUGACGCCUCCUCUGACUUCACCCAGUACAACCAAGCGUACACACAGGAGGCCAUGCACCAAUGGUACCAGCACUACCAGGCAGCACAGGCCCACACCUACAGUACCGCUGCCCCACAGGACGGCGCAGCUGCAGACUACAGCAAGGAGCAUGCACAGGUUCCUGCUGCCUCCACCUAUGGGGAUUACACCACCUACAUGCAGGCUGUGACUCAGUACUACUCCCAGCCUCCAACAACAAACCAGGCCUUCACCAGCAAGGAAGUAGAGGUGUGUAAGCCUCUGGGAGUCCCUCUGCAUGCAGUCAGUAACGGUCCAGCACCUCCUGCGGCGGUUCUGCCUGCCGCCGCCGUGCUCCCAGCCUACAGCGCCCUUCCUUUAAUGCCUGGCUUUCUCGGAGCACCACAUCCCCCUCCGGCCGGUCCCAGCUCUGUCACGCACGCUCACACGGCGGCCACAGACUGGAACACGUACUACUAUAACCAGACCCGGGGGAUAAAGAGGGACUACCCUCAGCUUGCAGUGCAGGAGGCGCCGCCAUCGGAGAGUGCGUAUAUCGGGCAGCACUCCCAGGGCCUGGGAGGCCAGUACGCCGACUACUUUAAGAGGAAGAGGCUGUAGAGUACACCAAAUGACCUUAAAGCCCACAGCUCCAGGGGGAGACACAAACCAGCUGGAUGUCACAGCUCCCUCUAGUGGCCUUUUCUGUGGCUGCCAUUUUGCAUCCCUGCAGUAGGUGUGGAGUUAUGUCAGAUCAGGGCUGCAGAUGGCUGGAUUGAAAACAAGCCAUAGUGCUCUUUGAUUUCCAAACUUUAGUUCACUCUUUCACAGUAUUUGCUUUUGUCUUGUUCAAGCCUUAACUAUUUAUCUUAAAUGUUUGUUUCUAUGUCCCUGUUCCUAACUAAUAUUAUCCUGUACAGUUUUUCCAACAUAAUCCAAACUAAAGUAGAUUAUAUCUGUGUGUAGAAGCUGCUUUUUUUAUUUGCAGGCAGCUGACUUUUCCAGAUGCUGAAACUGCCCAAACAGUCGGUCCUCUCUGCGUCUUUUUUUUUUUUUUUUGUUAUAGAAAAACUCAGAUUUGAUCCGUUUGUUCUAGCUUCACUGCCUUUUAUUACCCAGGAUCCUCUCUAAACCUACCUAAGGGAUGUGUGCGUGUGUUUGCGUUUUGCUUUGCUGUUAUCAGUAGGAAGUGUCAGCCAUUUCUCUCCCAGGUGUUGGGAGCACAUCAGGAAAUAAAAGGGUCUAAACCAAUCAGAGCCCUUAAAGGAAAAGUCCGGUCAGAUUCAGAAUUCAAACUUCUGAAAGUACUUUAAAUAUAGAAUUAUCACAAACUGUUCAAUAAUUGAUAAGUGUUUCAAUUAAUAGUAAUUUUUAAUUUGAAUGUGAUUUAUUGGAGACAUUAUCCAUGUUUGUCAAAGAACGCUUCUGCCACCUACCAGUUUGUGACGUCAUAGUGCAGUAUCGGCUGUUGAACAAGUCCCAGGGCUGUAUCUGGUGUUUGUCACAAUGUGCUAUUAUCCAAUCAUAUUGAAAACAUUCUUCUUUGAAAGGUUGGCUACAUAUUAUUUUUCUCUGGCCAGAAGUUUGAUGGCAAACGCUCCCUCUUCAAGUUGGCAAUCCAACUCCAAACCCGUCCUUGGAGGAUCAUGAAUCUUAAAGGUUAAAUAACUCAUGUUUUUUUCACUUUUACUCGAUGUAUUACAACACCCAGCUGGCAUUGUCAGUUUAACUAUAGCUCUGGUGAAUUUCAAUGGUGAGGUUAUCUGGAAAUCUUCAAUAAUUGUUGUUGAUUGCAGAUGGGUCGAGUAGCUCCUAUUGAUUUUGCUUGUAAAGCGGGGAGAAUGGCACUAGGCUUACCGUACUGUGACGUCACUGUCGGAAGAUGUCAGGAGUGAGGUGUUGCUAUAUAUGGGUAAAAAUAGCUGGAUAUAGCAUAGCUGGACAAAAAUUGGUUUUAUUUUGUUACUGAUUAACGCUAAAUUCAUUAUACCAACACAAACGUAUUAGUUUUAGGUAUAGAUAAUGAUCUAAUGAUUAUUCCUUUCUGACCGGACUUUUCCUUUAAAUUUCGAUGAAUCAAAUGGAGUCCGUCAACAGUUGGACUUUUCGGUUAAAGCCGAGCGUAUGGAGGCAAUGACGAGAUAAACUGCUGUGUAAAUAUUGCAGUGUAGUAUAGAAUAUAUGAAGCCAUGCGUAACAGACAAUAACACAUAUAAUAAAGGGCGUUUUUAAGCUCAUUUUGGAGUGUGGUGUACAACAAUAAAGAAAAAAAGUUUUGUCAAUCUACAAUAUAUUAUUAUAUAUUUGUAAUAUAAUAAUCUAAGGCAGUUUGAGUAUUGUAUGAAUAAGAUGUCCUGAUGAGACUUUAAUGUUAUUUGGUUGGGUUUGUACUGUUAAAGCCAAAUAUUCAGGCACAAGUUGUCCUCUGCUGUUUUUUCUGCUGUUUUUUUUUCUAAACAUUUUGUUUAAUCUGUAACAGGAGCUUUAAUCCAUUAAUCCAGCCGCCAUUUUUCAUGAAGCGUUAAGUUUGUAUAGGAUGGAAUGAAGUUAGUCAAAGUCGGUUAUAACAACAUGGUAGAAGGUUAUUAAUAAUUUCAUUUCAUAAAACCAGCUCCAGAUGGAAACCUCCAGGUGAUUUAGAUGCUAUUAUUUGCAUUUAAUGGAGAUGUUUAUGUCUGAAUGGAAAUUCUCAGCCAUCUAUUAAGAUGUAAAACGGACUUACUAUCAGGAUCAAGUCAGGAACUGGAUGAUUCCACAACGUUAACCUUAUUUUAAGUCAGAAGAAUCACGUUGGGGAAAUUAACUAUUACUUUAAAACCUACAAGGGAAAUAAGUGGCUUUGAGCUCAACUGUGCAUAAACCUCUGCAAUAAAAUAAUAUCCCAAAAUACAAAGAAAAAAAAUGUAUUUACUUUUUUAUUUAGUUUAUAAUUUGUAUGAAUAAACUAUGUUAAGUAAAUUAAGUUUGGCAAACUUAAUUCAGUUACUUCUUACCGAUUGAAGCAAUUCAUUUCAGCUGAAGCUGCAUAAGUUACUACCUUACUAUUAUAAGAAUUUGCAAACAAUUUUUUGGCAUGCAUAAUAAAGACUUAUAGAUGAUGAUUUAUAAAGUGUUUACAGAUUAAUUAAUAACAGAUCUAUAUAAUACAUACAAGCCAUCUUUAAGGAAGGCCUUAUUGUAAAAAUGGUAGCAGAAGUGCUACUAACAGUCCAAAUAGGAAAGUUUACCUGCCUUAGAUUACUUUGCCCUCAUUGGGAAACACACUUAGGGGCUGAUUAGAAGCCUGAAGCAUUAAAUCUGUACAGAGCUUCACCCAUUGAACAGUUGAUGGUUUUGGCUUUAGAAGCAAAAGGAACCAGUUUUUAGGAGCUCUACCACUUCUGCUUCUAGGAGGGCUGCAAUAUCCAGACUUAGGACCUUGUUGAUGGAAAUGGGAGGUUUCUGGUUUCUUUGCAACUUGCUGAUACUGUAUGCAUCUAUUUAAGAGUUUAUGAAUCAAUUUAGUCCCGUGUGGAUUAGAUCAAAUCCAAAAUAAAUGAAGUUGUUUGAUAAGUUUUGGUUUUUACCAUAAAAAACAGAGAAUAACUCAAAGAAAUCCUUUAAAGUCUGCAAUUUUUCUAGGCCUCUUUCAGAGCAGGAUCCCAGUGACUUAUCCAGCUUGCCGUAGGUCAGCACCAACCAGAAGAAAUGUCUCACUGUCAAAGCAAUGAUGAUUGAAUGGGAAACGUGUCAGAACCGUGUUAUAAGAUUGUGUAAAACUUUCUUCUUAUUUGUUUGAGCAGUUUAACACAAGAGAAACUACCAGAUAAA
This is a messenger RNA of Cyprinodon variegatus (sheepshead minnow), 5860 nucleotides long. It is a transcript of the gene raver2, whose product is annotated as ribonucleoprotein, PTB-binding 2. The record is from RefSeq and is a predicted model, not a curated record. Gene Ontology annotation, molecular function: mRNA binding. The transcript is spliced from 16 exons. The coding region runs from base 29 to 2671 and encodes 880 amino acids. Lineage: Eukaryota; Metazoa; Chordata; Actinopteri; Cyprinodontiformes; Cyprinodontidae. Gene Ontology annotation, cellular component: cytosol.